AUCGCUGACAGCCGACGGUCGGCGGACAACCGUGAGUCACGGGGGAAUCGGCUUUAUUCAAUCCGUUGUUUCUGACCGCUUUUUUCAGGCACAGGUAGAUACCCUGAUAUAUACAAAUACAAUUCAUAUAGAUAAUAAAAAGCAGCCCUGCGGACAUUUGGCCAGUUUUAACUGAACUCUUUCCAGGGCGCUUGCGUUUUACAUGGACGUUUGCUGUCACCUGAAGCGACAUUUACGCAACUCCGAGCUUCUCUUCCGUAUUAUGCGCAGCUGUCAACAGCAGCGUGUCAGAUGAGCGAUACUUUCUAGCAUUGAAUCGUUCAUAUUGAAAUAUGCAAUCGGGCGUGUUUUUGGGACAACCUCUUUGGAAAGCGCCGAAGGUUUCGUGGAUUUGCCGGGGGUAAACAUCGGAAAGUGUCCGCUUGCAUUACUUGUCAUUUAAUAGCAUAACUUUAAUACAACGCGAAAAUAUGAAAAAUGUCGUCGGAGGAACACACCACUACAGUUUGCGAAAACGGAGCGAUACUCGAAGAAACUUUGGACGGGAGCUACACGGAGGGCUUCUCGGGGGUGGAUGGCGUGGCGGGGCACUCCGUGGCACAGACCCAAACGGACCUGCUGCUCUUGGAGGACAAAGAGACGCAGACCAGCGCCCCGAUCGUAAUGUGGAUGGACGAUCCGAGGUCGCAUGUAAAAGGGAAGCACGCUGCGCUCCAGGACCAAGACGAAAAGGUCACGCCGUUUCUCCAGUUUAACAGACAGGCGGCAGCUCGGAUUUCCACGUCCCCCACCUUGAGGAGGAUGAGGAGCAGCGUCCGACGGCCCGUGAAGGCCAUCCAGGACCACACGAGGGGGAACGGCACCCAGGAGGAGUCGGUCACCUGCGAAUCCCCCGUUCCGGGGAACGCAUUUUCACCCCAGUACAAGCACGGGUUUCUGUUACCGGAACCCUCGAGCUGCCCGGAACCUGGAGUCCGGCCGAACGGGGAGCAGGACAACCAGCCCGCCGUGUCCCCGAUGGAAUCCACGAACAGAUCGGGUAGAUGCCAUACUCUGGACAACAGUCUGAUUCAACAGAGAAAAACGUCAUGUAGUGUUACUAAACCCAUUUGCGGAACGCCAGAAGUGGAAGAGCACUUGAAUCAGGCGAAGGAUCCAUCUCAGGAACGGCUGGAGGAGCGGAGACGGAGUUCGGUAGUGAUCAGCUUGCCAGGACUGGACGUGUCUCCGGGAGACCUGUUCGUGUCCAACGGGGCAGCAGAUACCAAGAAGUCAAAGUGGCCGUUCACAAGACGUGUUGUGGCCAAAGGAAAGGAAGGCUCUGUGUCAGAUGUGAUGAAGCACCUGUCCACCAUGCAGGUGGAGGACUGGAGGGAUACAGAGCUACAGACGUACAAGGACUGUUCACUGGAGGGCUUCUUGAAGAUCCAUGGCUGCAAAGGCAAGCUUGAGGGUGGAGAUCAGGACCACAGGAGGGAAGAGGCCGUGUGGGAGCUCUUCACCAGCGAGUGUGUGUACUUCCUCGACCAGCUCAUGGUUCUGAAACAGGUGUUCCUGGUCUCACUGGCCAACUUACAGGAGAAUGACUGUCUGCAGGAUGUCGACCCCUGGAAGCUUUUUGCCAAUUUGAACGAGUUAUGCUUGGUAAGCUUUGGCUUCCUCACCAGUUUUCUGCGAGUCAUCAAACAGUCAUGGGAUAUCCCAGUGACGGCCGCCUCACCUGAACUGGCAGAUCUGCUCGUCAAGGGUUUCAAAGACAGCAUCUGCCACUGCCAGCAGAAGUACUGCCUCAACUACUCUACUACAACCUUUUACGUGGAUAGCCUGAAACACAGGGAAGACUUCAAGGCCUACGUCAAGGUACUUUGGCAGACCCCUAAUGAUAUAGGUCGCCUCCUAUCUCCAUUCUGCCCAUCCCUCCCCCUUCCACAGUGGUGUGAGAGCCACCCGGAUUGCCGACGACUACAGCUGAAGGACUUGCAGGUGGCACCAUUGCAGCGACUGACCCGCUACCCGCUGUUGCUGAGGAACAUCUGCAAGCGUAGCAGCAGCGAAGAACAGAGCCGGGCCGUGGAGGCCGUGGUGGAGAUUGUGGACAGAAGCAUACAGGAGCUGGAAGGGAAGGUGAAAUGGCUGGAUAACUACCAUAACAUUCAGCGGCUAAAGGAGUGCCUGAUUUGGCCACAGGUGUGGGAGCGGAAUAAGAGGGGCUUCGUUCCCGAGAAUUUGAAACACCUCCUCAAGGUUGCAACGCUUGACAACCUCAUUACUCACCGGAAUAUGCUGUUUGAAGGGAAAGUGUCCGUCAUUGAGCAAUCGAAGGUGCGCGAGGUCCACCUCUUCUUGUUUGAGGAAUUCCUUCUUAUCACCAAGGUCAAGAGGAAUAAGAAGCACCAGCGGCCCAUUGGGCUGGAUUCAAACCCACUGCGACCGGCACUGAGCCAGGAACUGCAGGAUGGCUGCACCUUCAUGGUCCUGGACCAGCCCAUCUCACUGGACCGGCUGCAGCUGAGGAACGUCGACCAGUUAAACGCUACAGCGUCUGGCCUGCCCAACACCUUCGUGAUCCUGCACCUGAACCGUUACCAGCAGUGCGUUGGUGUCUAUAUCCUGCAGGCAGGAUCUGAGACCCUCAAGAAAUGCUGGAUGUCGGAGAUAGAGGGCGCUGUUGCAGCACUGCAGAGACAGGACUCUCAGCAGCCCCGCGUGAGGUAUUCGGCACAGUGGCUCGAGUCCUCGCAGAUCUAGUCAUGGAACCGUCCCAGAAACCAAACAACCUUGUAAAUAAAUUCUUGUAUUAGAAUUUCUGCUUUAUUGUAAAAAAAAACUUCUGUCUAGUUGUCAUUUGUUUACAGUUAAAUAAAAUGCAGACCUGGCUUUCUGCAGUCUACCUGU
This is a messenger RNA of Paramormyrops kingsleyae, 2895 nucleotides long. It is a transcript of the gene plekhg7, whose product is annotated as pleckstrin homology domain containing, family G (with RhoGef domain) member 7. Gene Ontology annotation, biological process: Rho protein signal transduction. Gene Ontology annotation, molecular function: guanyl-nucleotide exchange factor activity. NCBI's taxonomy places the organism in Eukaryota, Metazoa, Chordata, Actinopteri, Osteoglossiformes, Mormyridae. The record is from RefSeq and is a predicted model, not a curated record.